Messenger RNA from Akanthomyces muscarius, 1611 nucleotides. RefSeq lists its product as uncharacterized. Gene Ontology annotation, biological process: protein desumoylation. The transcript is spliced from 2 exons. The coding region runs from base 1 to 1611 and encodes 536 amino acids. The record is from RefSeq and is a predicted model, not a curated record. NCBI's taxonomy places the organism in Eukaryota, Fungi, Ascomycota, Sordariomycetes, Hypocreales, Cordycipitaceae. Gene Ontology annotation, cellular component: nucleus. Gene Ontology annotation, molecular function: deSUMOylase activity.
AUGAUAGAAACCAUUCAGUCGGCAUUCUUCUCUGUGGGGGGUGCCGUGCAGAAAUUCUUUCGUCACGAUCACACUGCCGCGCAACCCCGGGAAAAGGAUCCCAGCGCAAAGCGUCUCAAACUCAGUACCACAUCAGCCAAGAGCAACGGAGAUGGCCACGAGGGAGUCACGGCGGGGUUUGUUGAUGAAGUCUCGGGCUUGAAAUCAGGCGUGGCCAGCGAGUCGCACGCAGGCAAUGCGAGCCUAGGCCGCGGCUCUCUACCUUCGCCACCACCUUCACCAAGGAAGCGCGACGUGCGCCAGCCACACAGCAAAGCGCGCAGGUUUCUUGACAGAUUCCGCUCAUCUUCUUCUCAAUAUGCAUUUGGACCGAGUCUUGACAAUGCUUUCGAUGCAACGCGUAAGAGACCCUCAACCAGAGACAUACUCAAGGGGAAGCGGCGGGCGGCGUCACGGCAAGCGUCGAAACGAGCUGGGCCGUCACGCCUGCCCAAGCCUGUGAGAUUUACAAAAAUUCUGGAGAAGCCAGAGGGGCCUGAAGCGAAACCUCCGGUCAUGGAUGACUUGCCCAGCAUCAUCGAUAAACUCACGCUUGAGUCGCAGCCAACAGCUUCGUCGGCAGCCGACGAAGUGUUUUCCGAUCCCCUGACAUCCCACUACAAACCCAGCUAUUUCAAAACGCGUGAAGAUGACCCUGCCAACUACGAUGAUCGUAUAGAGGCCAUCUUUGAUGAGAAGCAGCCAUGGUCGCUCGAGCUCAACACCGUGGUGGGAGAUACCAUCCAAGCGCAACGCAAGACGCGAGUCUCUGAUGAGGAGAUUACUCGCGAAUAUAUCAUAAAUCUGCAACAAUACGACGUACGUGAUCCUUGUCGACCGCUGCUGCUCUCGUUAUCCGAGCAGAUGAGCAAACGAACUGUUAGCACCAUAUAUGCGAAGCCUGAUGCUGUCCUAGCAAAGGCAGCUGAUUCAACACCAUUGCAUCGCCAUGACUUCUGCAGAGUCAUACCCAAGACAGAAUGGCUUAAUGACGAGAUUGUUAAUGGAGUUUUGUCCUGGCUGGACCAGGCAGUCAAUCAUAUUGGCGGUGUUGACGACCCCAAGUCACAGACCCGAAAAUGUCUCGUCAUGACAUCUUUCUACUAUAAACAAAUAAAGACGGCUUGCAAAAACACGCAGAGGACGCUGAAGCGAAAGGGGGUCACGAAAGAGAAUCUACUCAAGGUCAACACGAUUUUGCUGCCAAUUUGCGAACAUUCGCAUUGGACGCUGAUGGUCAUCAACCCGUCGAAAAAGACGGUGGCCCAUGUUGAUUCAUUGAACCCACGUGGGACAAAAUCGGUCACAGAUCUCGCUCUAAUGUGGAUGAAGGACGCGUUGGAUGAGAAGUUUGUUCCUGCGGAGUGGUCAACAAUCAAGUAUGAUCACCCGGCGCAGACGAAUGGAUACGACUGCGGUGUUCACACGAUAUGCAACGCGAUUUGCGUUGCUGUUGGUGUUGAUCCAUUUGCGGCUUAUAAAGCUGCUGAAAUGCCUGCGUUACGACUGCAAAUGUCGGCAGUCUUGGUGAAUGGAGGGUUUACAGGAGAGCUGGAUCUUCUCGGAUUCUAA